Messenger RNA from Syzygium oleosum, 688 nucleotides. RefSeq names its product protein DOWNSTREAM OF FLC. NCBI's taxonomy places the organism in Eukaryota, Viridiplantae, Streptophyta, Magnoliopsida, Myrtales, Myrtaceae. The coding region runs from base 76 to 555 and encodes 159 amino acids. The record is from RefSeq and is a predicted model, not a curated record. The transcript has 2 exons.
UCUCAUUCCCCUCCUCUUGAUUUCCCCCAACCAUCGCCGAACCCGAAAAAGCGAGAACCCUUUCGAGAACCGGAAAUGGCGAGGCUGGCCGUCCUGCUCGCCCUCUGCUUGCUCCCGGCGAUCGCCGCCGCCGCUCGGCCCACGAGGACCCCGCUCACCGUGACGGGGAAGGUCUACUGCGACACCUGCCAGGCCGGUUUCGAGACCCCCGCCUCCACCUACAUCGCCGGUGCCAAGGUGAAAGUGGAAUGCAAGGACAGGACAAGCAUGAAGCCCCUGUAUAGCCAGGAGGCGACCACGGACUCCACCGGAACCUACAAGAUGUUCGUCUCAGAGGAUCACCUGGAUCAGCUUUGCGACGCCAUGCUCGUGAGCAGCCCGCAGCCCAAUUGCCAGAAGCCAGCCGCGGGACGUGACCGCGCCCGUGUCAUCCUCACCCGCUACAACGGGAUCGCUUCGGACGACCGAUUCGCCAACAACAUGGGAUUCGUGAUAGACCAGCCCUUGUCCGGCUGCGCCCAGGUCCUUCAGCAAUACCAGGACUUUGAUGUCUAGAACCUCAAUCUGAGAGCCUCUUAUUUGUUAAUUUAAUUACAUAUUAGCAUCACUUGGAGUGUUUGCAGUUGGAUAUUACUUGGAUUGAUGUGUGGACUUCGUCUUGUAGUAAUAUGAACUUGUUUUCUGCUGA